Molecule: messenger RNA, 519 nt
Organism: Suillus subalutaceus
Lineage: Eukaryota; Fungi; Basidiomycota; Agaricomycetes; Boletales; Suillaceae
Exons: 1
Coding region: 1-519 (172 amino acids)
Source: RefSeq, a predicted model, not a curated record
AUGAACAAAGCAGGCACCAAGCUCCCGGAAAACAUAUCAAUCCUAUCGGCAAGAAAACUCCCACACGGAGGAAUCCUGUAUGAGUUCAACACACCAACGUCCACUGAAUGGAUUAACAUCCCAGCAAACAGAAGUAAUAUCCUCAAUCAUUUCGGCACUGACAUCAUUAUAAAGGAGCACGCAUACCACCUACUCCUGGAGAACGUCCCCAUUUCCUUCGACCCCAACUCAAAGAUCAUCCUAGCAGAGAUGGAAUGGAAAGGAGGACUAGAACAGGACGACAUUAUGAAAGCUCAAUACAUCAAACCUGUUGCGAGACGCAGCAUCAACCAGAGAACAGCCCAUGUCGCCAUCACACUAAAAACAAAGAAAGCAGCCAACCAAAUCAUUCGACACAGAAUAUCCAUGGAAGGUAAGAAAGUAUAUGGCCGAAAAGCUCCUCCCGGAACCAACAAGAUGCCUCAAAUGUCAAUCAUUCGACGGAGGACACAUCGCAGCAGACUGUCCCCAAAAGCAUGA